CCCGAUUGCACCCAUGGCUGCUGCUGUUGUUCUCAGACUUCUCUCUGCCAUGACUCACACGAUGUGUCAUUAAUUGUUUUCAUACCUUGAUUCUCGCGUUCGAGAUGUAUCCUAACAGCACCAGGUAAUGCUCCGAAAUUCUGGUCGAAUUGCGUAAAUCUCGGGUACUCUCGAGCACGAGCGAUAACAACGGAACAUGGCGAUGGAAAUGUGGAAGUACGUUUUGGCAGUAGUCAUCAUAAAUUCAGUGACCUCCGAAAGAAUAAAGGAUAUGAUAUACAUGCCUUUGGAGGGUGUAGCUGCGUGUUUCCGAAAGCACAAUGGCACACAUCAAUUCGGAUGUUCCUCCAGUAGAUCGGGAAGCGUAGGUGUGGUACACUUGGUCGAGGUGGACGACGAUAUCGCCUGGAUAGAAAAAAAUUCCACCGCCGGCCCGUACACCGUGGUCCUGCCGUUCGCGAUGUUCGACAGAAGCACGCUUGUAAGACUGAAGAACACGAACAACAUAAAUGGCGUGCUGCUGACGAGAAAUGCCAGCCACGAACGUCCGUCGAAGUAUUCGCCCGAGGACCAGUGCCCAAAUCGAUAUUCCGGUUAUAAGAAGUGCAAUGAGACGGAACCGUGGAACCCUUUCGGAUCUGCGUUGCUCAUGGAAGAUUGGCCGUUCCCCAUGUUCUACACAGAGAAUCAGACGAUCCUGGAGGCCAUAAAGACCUGUUUCUGGGCGCAUAACGCACACGACCUGGAGACGCAGUAUCAGAGAUCUCUCUGCGCGAUAGAAAUGAAGUCAUUUAUGCACGCCGCUGUUAACUCGGAAUCUUGCAUAAAGCGUUCGGAUUUCAUGAUGAAUUUCAAUCCGACGCCGUUUUGUGACCCCCUUGGGGAUAGGAAUAUACACUGGCCCCUGGCACCUCUCGACGAGAAUAACAAUACGGUGAUAAUGGUGACGGCACGAUUGGACGCGUCGUCGUUAUUCGACGGUGUGUCGCCCGGUGCCAGUAAUACAAUAACAGGACUGGUCACGUUGCUUGCCACCGCGUACUACCUAAAUGUCUUAAAUGCCACUGUCAACAAUACGAACGUUGUCUUCUCUCUGCUGAAUGGAGAGGCGUUUGAUUACAUAGGAUCCAGUCGUAUGGUGUACGACUUGAAGCACAACAAUUUUAACGCCCUUGGCGGAGUCAAUUUGAAACUCGACGAUAUCCAGACUGUGAUCGAAUUUGGCCAGUUGGGCAAGGGAAACAUAUUUCUUCAUAGCAAUGGCAACGACGAUAUAAUAAAACGUUUGCAGCGCGCGUUGAAUGGUUAUAAAUGGUUGACUGGUUAUAGCGCGUCGGUUAUAAAUGGUAGCGUUCCACCCACGUCCGUGCAAAGUUUCCUGGAGGCGAAACCGAAUCUAACGACCAUUGUUAUAACCAAUCACGAGAGACAGUUUAAGAACCGAUAUUACAAUGGUAUCCUGGAUGACGCAGAGAGUCUUAAUUUUGAUAGAAACGAUACUAGCGCGCUUGCAUCAGAUUUAGCGAAAAUUGCUCUUCAGGUUGCUAAUGAGCUUUACCGGGAAGUGACGGGCAAAGCACCGGAGCCCGUCGAUCUGCCGAUAUCCAUGGAGAAGCUCACCGCGGAAAUGCUAUAUUGCUAUUUGGAGAGCGCCAAGUGUACUCUGUUUCGUGCGGCUUCGGCGCCUAAUGCCAAAUUGGUCGAUCAGGUCUUGCCGUUGUACGUCGGGGUGCACAGAGUGCUCAACAUCGCGACGACUUUGACGGGACAGCUCUUGGCCUACCUGACGGGCGAAAAGCUCUAUGAUAUGAACGAAACAACGUGCCACGAAAAUCGGCUUGCUUGGAUGGGCGGUCAGAACUUUUCGGGCUUGUGUAUCAAUUCAACCGUCAAUUACAGUACGGCUGUGAGUCCCGCGUUUAUUAUUGAGGAAUACGACAUGAAAUCGGGUGUCUACUCGACUUGGACAGAAUCUAUAUGGCAAACGUUAAGCGUUAGAAUGUUUCUUAAACCAGCGGCAGCGACGGAACGCUUUAGUCUGAUUCUGGGUAGUUUGGUCGCCGGUUUCUCGUUUGUGUUAGUAUGGCUGGUCAAUAAUCGAGCCGAUGUGUUAUUUAACUCGAGGAGGACCGCUGAUUGCUAGGGAUACGCCGCGGACCACAUAUCAAUGACCAGGUUGGAUAAUCAUCGAGAAAAUCAAGAUGUUCCGGUAACUAGCCUUUAACCGUAUGUGUGGUACGCCCUCGGACGAUUAUUUUAUACCCCGAAAAAUACCCGGAUGUGUCUCGCAUUGUUAUCUUUAUAAUUAUCUUAUUUCUCGUCAUCGCUCCAUCCACAGUGGUUCAUUUGAAAAAAAUCACGGACGCAUUUUUGACACUUAAUGUAAAUGGCAAGGUGAAUCUUUCCUCUACUUUCUCUACCUAUAUUAUUAAUUAUUUAUGAAGUUAUACGAAAAAAGACAUUAGAUGACUGAAACGAAAAUAAGUUUAGUAGCUUUGUGUUGUGCGCGCAUGUAUAUAAAUGAAUGAAUGUGUAUUUAAGGUAGUCGUAAGAUUUAGGUAGUGGUAAGAUUUUUAAAAUAAAAAUUACAUAAAAGUGCUAAAAUACAGCAACUUUAGCGAUUAAAAUUGAUUAUUCGUGUAACGUUAAAAAAAUCGAAAUAUGAAUCAUAAAACAAUAGCGGAAAAGUA
This is a messenger RNA of Temnothorax curvispinosus, 2690 nucleotides long. Its product is annotated as nicastrin-like. Gene Ontology annotation, cellular component: membrane. Bases 197 to 2143 code for a protein of 648 amino acids. The transcript has 8 exons. Gene Ontology annotation, biological process: Notch receptor processing; protein processing. The record is from RefSeq and is a predicted model, not a curated record. NCBI's taxonomy places the organism in Eukaryota, Metazoa, Arthropoda, Insecta, Hymenoptera, Formicidae.